UUCAUAGGUUAUACCGCAUAUACUAUUUAACAAAACUAAUUUCCCUCUUUUCUUCACAAUGGGAAUGUUGAGAUGGACAAUGUUCGCCCUAGUUUCUUUGUAUCCCCUCUUCACUUGUGAAGUCUCUGCUACUUCCACACAGUUAAUUUCAAACUCAACACAAGAUGACAUUAUUAAUAUAUGUAGUAUUGUGUAUUGUGGGAAAGGAACAUGCCACCCUUCUUCCACUGAACCGUUGGGUUUCAGAUGCGAUUGUGAAUCUGGUUGGAAGAAGCCUAACAUUGGUUCUUUUCAAUUCCCAACAUGCAUUUUUCCUAACUGUACCAUUGAUUUAAAUUGUGGUAACGGAUCUCCGUCACCUCCUUCUGCUCCACCUACAAAUGUAGACCCUUGCUUGUUGAAUAUCUGCGGGGACGGAACCUGUGUGAAAGAUGGGUCUGAUUUUAGGUGUGAGUGCAAUGAAGGCUCAGCAAAUUUACUUAACGAUCCAAAGUUGCUUUGCUUUAAGAAAUGCACAUUAGGAGGAGAUUGUAAUGGUCUUGGUCUAGGGUUCAGCUCACAGUCAACUGAAACUCCACAAACAUCUGGGACUGCCUCUCUUCCUGCUGCAGGGUCAGGUGAAACGGUGAGUGGCAUAAAGGAGGUUCAUAUGGUAGCUAUGACAAUAUUAGCACUAAUAUUUCAAAUAUGUAAUUAAAAGGGAACAUUCAUCCAAGUUCGUAAACUUUCUCAUGGAACACAAGAAGACAUUUCCCAAUAAUAGAGACGGAUUUUAUUGCGAUUUCCCUUUCCAUAUCAUUUACAUAGUUUAUUAUGCAC
Cajanus cajan (pigeon pea) is the source of this 819-nucleotide messenger RNA. RefSeq lists its product as uncharacterized. NCBI's taxonomy places the organism in Eukaryota, Viridiplantae, Streptophyta, Magnoliopsida, Fabales, Fabaceae. The record is from RefSeq and is a predicted model, not a curated record.